This is a messenger RNA of Colletotrichum truncatum, 1920 nucleotides long. Its product is annotated as serine threonine protein. NCBI's taxonomy places the organism in Eukaryota, Fungi, Ascomycota, Sordariomycetes, Glomerellales, Glomerellaceae. Gene Ontology annotation, molecular function: ATP binding; protein kinase activity. The record is from RefSeq and is a predicted model, not a curated record. Gene Ontology annotation, biological process: protein phosphorylation.
AUGGCAUGCUUGAGAGAUAACUUCCAGAAUGGUGUGUUGCUCGAUGGUCGGUACAAGACCAUCUCUCCCCUCAACCACGGGUCCUUCGGCAUGGUCUUCAUGGCCAAGGACUUGCACACCAACGAGACCGUUGCCAUCAAGUGCUUGACCAAGAAGGCAGCUUCCGACGACGCUGGUCUCGACUUCGCUGUCGACGAGAAGUCCGAAGAGCUUACACUUCACGGCCGCCUUGGGGCGCACCCAAACAUUGUCAACCUGCUUCGCUCUUUCGAGACAGAGGCUCACCUCUACAUUGUCCUCGAAUUCUGCCCUCAGGGUGACUUGUACGAAGCCAUUCGGAACGGUCAUGGGCCUCUCGAGACCGAACACGUUCGACAGUUCAUGCUGCAGCUUGUUGACGCGGUCGCCUACAUCCACAACAAGGGUGUGUACCACCGUGACAUCAAGCCGGAGAACAUCUUCCUCACCAAAUCCGGAGCUAUGAAGCUGGGAGACUUUGGUCUCGCUACUACCGAAAACUGGACGCUGGAGACAACGGUUGGCAGCGAUCGCUACAUGGCUCCUGAGCAAUUCGACUCUGCUGGUGCUGGUUAUUCUCCUGCUCAGGCUGACAUCUGGGCCAUUGGCAUCUGCCUUCUCAACAUCCUCUUUUCGCGUAACCCCUUUACCACCCCGACCGAGGCAGACCCGCUUUUCUUGGACUUCUCCCGGGACAAGCAGUCUCUCUUCGACGUCUUCCCGUCCAUGUCGCAGGACACCUAUGAGGUGAUUGUUCAGUGCAUGAACUUGGACCCCAAGAAGAGAUCUCUUGUUGGCGCUCGUGCUGCUCUUCAGCGUGUCGUCAGCUUCACAACAUCCGAGGAGGAUGUUGACGAUUUCUGCUCCGCUGAGCGUUACGUUAUGGCCAGCGCCAACCGCGAGCCUCUACGGACUCCUUCCAUCCAGAGCCCGCAAGUGGAACAAGGUGCUUUCCCCUGGGCCAAGGCCCUCCACGCCAGCCCACCUCAUCCCAUCCGCCAGCUCAGCGCCAUCCCUGACGACGAGAGCUACACUGAGGAUCUCUUUUCCAAGUCUGGGGAAACCUCGGACUGGUUUAGCUCUGUUCAGACUCCUUCGGUCUCCUCGAUGCUUAACUCCAGCCUUGGUGCCUCGAUGAAGUCGCUACACAUUGGUCGCCCCAUUAAGGCGGCGCCCCGGCCCAUUCCCAAGGUUUCUCCAAUGGCCGGCUCCCUUCCGAUCAACAUGGCCAAACCUCGAAGCAAUCUGUCUUCUAUGUCCUUGGUAUUUGGUCGCAAGGAUGUCGUCUCCAAGAGUUGGAGUGACAUGUGGGACGAGGAUGAGGAGGAGGAAGAGGCUGAGGCUGAGCGCACCAGGCAGAUGCAGUCUCUCAAGGAGCUGAACUCCAGGACGUGGAGCCAUGACAGCAAGACUGACGAUUGCGACACUGUUGACGCGACGCCAAUUGCAACUACCCCACAGCGCACCUACCACAACGACACUCACAAAAUUCACAACGACAUCGACAGUGAUCUGGCGGCGGAUGGGUUCUUCUUCCAGGACUCGUCCCCGCCCAAGUCGAAGCUAAUGCUCUCUACUCGGCAGUCGCCCCCUAAGAGGGAUCAGGUUGACAAGUGGAGCGCACUUGGUGAACGCCGCCGGGCGUACACCGGCUCGUCUUACACGCAAAAGUCGGGUGAUUUCGCCCGACAACAACGUGCGCUCGGACUAGGAUUCAAUUCAUACGCAGCGGGAGUUUGGGACCAAUAUGCGAACCACAACAUCCAUCACAAAUCGCCGAAGGAAAAGAUUAAGGAAUGCCCCUGGAAUAAGGGCAGAGAUUGGAAUUAUUGGCGCCGGGAGAAGCGCACUGAUCUCGCAGACGUCGAGUGGGUUGGUGGCUGGCAGGAAGCACAUUCCUAG